AUGGCAAAAUUAUCAUAGUUAGACUCUCCCUAUGCAAAAGCAUUUUAUCUUAUUCAAGAAUUUUAGACAUACUAAUAUAUUACUGAAAGUGAAAAAUUUCAUAUUAAAGGUAAAAUUAUUUAUAAAUUAUAGACUUAAUAAUUAAAAAUGAUCCUUCAGUUUACAACUUAUUGUUAUCAAAAAAUGAUUAUGAUUUUAAAGAAAAUCUAUUAAAAUUAAUAAAAAAAAUUAGAUUAUAAAUAGACUAAUAAUCUGAAGUUGAUGAAGUAUCAACUAGCAAAAGUCUUAAACUAUUUUUAAGACUAAAAUUAAAGUUGAAUUUGAAAAAUAGUAAUUUCAAUUUAGCAAUGAAUAAAGGAUGA
Molecule: messenger RNA, 362 nt
Organism: Paramecium sonneborni
Lineage: Eukaryota; Ciliophora; Oligohymenophorea; Peniculida; Parameciidae
Source: the annotation of a GenBank genome assembly